Molecule: messenger RNA, 6408 nt
Organism: Ornithorhynchus anatinus (platypus)
Lineage: Eukaryota; Metazoa; Chordata; Mammalia; Monotremata; Ornithorhynchidae
Gene: REXO1
Product: RNA exonuclease 1 homolog
Exons: 16
Coding region: 156-3809 (1217 amino acids)
Cellular component (GO): nucleus
Molecular function (GO): exonuclease activity; nucleic acid binding
Source: RefSeq, a predicted model, not a curated record
CGGCGGCGAGGGUUUGGAAGCAGUCCUUGUUCCUGUGAGUGUGGGAGGCGGAGUCCUGGGGGAGUCAGGCCUCCAUCUCGGCCAGGAGCCCCGCAGCGGCCCCGCCACCCCCGCUCUCCCUCCUUCCCUCCCCAGGCGGCCGAACAAAGACGAAGAUGUUGCGCUCCACCGGAUUUUUUCGGGCCAUCGACUGUCCAUACUCGGCCGGGGGCGCCUGCAGGCGUCCCUACUGCCACUUUCGGCACCGCGGAUCCCGGGGACUUGGUGGAGGGAGUAGCAUCACUGAGGGCGCCACGCUCAAUCCUGUAGCAGAGCUUGGUUAUGAUCCAUACAAUCCAGAACUUCCUAAACCUUCAUCUAGAAUAGAAAAUGGAUCCUUGGGGGAAAUUGCCAAGCCAAGUGCUGGGAUUCUGGAGCUGGAAUUGGUUAAUAAAGCCAUCGAAGUAGUCAGAAAUGAGGUUGAGCGUGAACAGAAGAAAUAUGAAGAGCUUUUGGAGAACACCAAGGAGUACAACACUUCUGAGGCCUCACCUAGCAUUUCCAAAAGUCCCACUGGCACUGCUGGCCCAAUAAUUGACUCCUUAGCUGGUUCUUUAGAAUAUAAUCCAGGUAGUUAUUGCUUAAAUAACACAGACUACCACCCAACUCCUCUUGCUGCUGUUAAUAAUUCAAACAAAUAUACCUUGGAUUCUUCUGACAAAUCAAAGUCCAAAGGCAGUGCUCUGGAAUACGUUCCCAAAGCUGUGGCCCAACCCAGAAAAUAUAGCCAAACUGUUCCCAACAGCAAGUAUGUAAUUGAUAACUCUAAACCUUUGACGGAUUUAGAAUAUGACCCUCUUUCAAAUUACUCUGCCAGACUUUUAAGCAAAACCAACACAAAAGAUCGGAAGGGGACCAAACGGAGAAGGGGAUCAAGUCAAGAUGAGUGUGACCCUCUUGCACUCAAGAAGCAUUGUGAUGACCUCAGUGGUUAUGAGACAGAUGCCAAGUUUUCUGACUCUGAAGAAGAACCAAGCCCUGUUAGCCAAUUGAAAUCUAGAAUUGGUUUAGAGAGCGUGACCAAUGAUGGAUUGUCCACCAAAGGAAAGCACUCCAAACCUGAGGCUGCAAACUCCUGUGGAAAGAAGGAAAUGGCAGUGCAAUAUGAUAUGGAGGAUCUCCAGCGUACAUGCAAAAAUCUAGGCCAAGAUCCUCCUGAGAGAACCGUGAAAGCCACCAAGAUGCCUUCUAGGACAAAUGAAAAGGAGGGUAAUGGCAAUAAGGGCAACAAAAUGAAAAUUAAAAAGCCAGAUUACAGUAGGACCUCUAGCCAUAAGAAUAGGAUGAACAGGAAAGAAAAAUGUAAAAUCCUAGAAAAAGACAAAGCAAGCAAAGAGAAGACGAAAACAAAACAUGAAAAAAGUACAAAUGCCAGGACAGUUGGGAAUAUUACCAAACCUGCCAAGCACAAAUCUGAAACGGUAGAUAUGACUAAAGUGGAGAAACCAAAGCUAAACUCAGAAAAAAGCAAGAAUGAUAAUCUCAACACAGAGAAAAGAGUGAUUAGCAAAAAAGUCUCUUCAUUAAAGGCAGCUGGUACAAAAAGCAGGAAAAGCGCAUCUAGUAGUAAAUUUGUAGGUGAUAAAGGGGGAAAGGCCCCUGGAUAUGGCAGGCCGGAAGAGGGGAAAGCAAAUUCCUUAAAAGAAAGUUCCAGGGGCAAAUCUAGCCGAAAGAAAUGGCCAUUGAGUCAUGUUGAUCUCUUUGGUGAUGAGAGUGGAGACGAGGACGAAAGGACAUCCCAGUCUAUGCCUGCUGUUCUUGCAAACACCAGGUCAGAUUCGGGUGGAGACGAGGGUGAUUGGAGCUCUCAGAGUGAUGAGGGGAUAAAGCACCCCAAACGUUCCUGGCCCUCUGCGUCCUCUUCGUCCUCCAUGACCUCAGAUGAUAUUGACUAUUCCAUUUUGGAGAAAGACUUAGACUAUGAUUCUGACCCAAUGGAAGAAUGUCUCCGGAUUUUUAAUGAAUCUACAGAUGUAAAGACUGAGGACAAGGGGAGACUAGGCAAGCAGCCAUCCAGGGAAGAGAACAAUGAUGAAAAGACUGAGGACAACCUGACCACCCUGUUUCCAGGACAAAAAAGGAGAAUUUCUCAUCUUUCUAAGCAAGAAAAUGCAGAUGUCCCAAACAAAUCAGUAAUCCGGCCAUACCAACCUCCAACUGCUCAGGAGAUAUGCUAUCGGAGGACUCAACUGGCUCAACAGCAGGCAUCAGAAAUGCUUCAGGCAGCUCAGUUGGCAUCCCAGAAGCAUUCUACCAAGCUCUCCCUGCCAGGAGAAAAGAAGAGGAUUGCCCAUGUGCCCAAUGCAUUGGUGGUCUCAGCAGCCCAACAAGUCUCAGAAGUUGCCAAGAAGACUGUUUCAGUUUGUAGCAUUCCAAGAGUCAAUGGCUCAAAUACCAAUCAUGCCUUGAAGGCCCGGACUUUAGCUGGGAUGGCUUCGAAGACUACCACUACAUCCAUAUCGAAGAGGAUAGCACAUCUGCCUACCCUUCAAAGUGCAAGCUUAAAGAGGCCAGUUAUCCCGACGGAAUUUGGUGCCAAAGUUCCCACCAAUAUCCGUCAAAGGUAUCUCAAUCUCUUUAUUGAUGAGUGCCUUAAAUUCUGCUCAUCAUCCCAGGAAGCUUUUAACAAGGCUCUCUCAGAGGAGAAGGUGGCUUAUGAACGCAGUACCAGUCGGAAUAUCUACUUGAAUGUGGCAGUGAAUACGCUGAAGAAGCUAAGAAGCUUAGCGCCUACCUCCACUUCACCCAUGAGCAGAAACAGUAAUCGUAAAGUGGUGUCCCAUGAAGCAGUCCUUGGAGGGAAACUAGCAGCUAAAACCAGCUUUACACUGAAUCGUUCGGGCAGCCUGCGAGCAGAAGACUUAACAGGAGCCGCACUGUUCAGAAGACUAAAGGAAUAUCUGCUCACAGAGGAGCAGCUGAAAGAAAAUGGUUACCCUCUUCCACACCCUGAGAAGCCAGGCCGAGCCCUUCUUUUUACAGCAGAAGAGAAAAAAGUUAUGGACUCUUCCUGCCGGAUAUGCUGUCGUUGCGGUACAGAAUACUUCGUCUCUGCGACAGGCAAUUGCAUUCGGAGUGAAGAAUGUAUUUAUCAUUGGGGAAGGCUCCGCAGACAGCGAGUUGCUGGUGGAUGGGAAACCCAAUACUCCUGCUGCUCUGGAGCUGUUGGAUCAACUGGUUGCCAAGUUGCUAAACAACACGUCCAGGAUGGUCGGAAAGAGAACCUUGGAGGUUUUGUGAAGACUUUUGAGAAAUUACCUUCCACUGCUGGGUAUCCAGGAAUAUAUGCUCUGGAUUGUGAAAUGUGUUACACCAAACAAGGGUUAGAGUUGACACGUAUAACCGUGAUAAACUCAGACCUGAAAGUAGUCUAUGACACCUUUGUCAAACCUGACAACAAAGUGGUGGAUUACAACACCAGGUUUUCUGGUGUGACAGAAGAAGAUCUGAGGAACACUUGUAUAACUCUUCGGGAUGUCCAAGCAGUUUUAUUAAAUAUGUUCAGUGCUGACACCAUCUUGAUUGGACACAGUUUGGAAAGUGACUUAUUUGCACUAAAGCUUAUCCAUACCACCGUGGUGGACACUUCAGUUGUCUUUCCACACCGACUGGGUUUUCCCUAUAAGCGGGCAUUACGGACGCUGAUGGCAGACUACCUCAAACGCAUCAUCCAAGAUAAUGUGGAAGGACAUGACUCCAGUGAAGACGCCAGCGCCUGCAUGGAACUGAUGAUCUGGAAGAUCAAAGAAGAUGCAAAAGUCAAGCGAUGACUUGGGCCUCCCGUUCCUUUCCCUCUCCCCCUUCCCUCAUCUUCCUAAAAACAGUGCAAUAAAUACUGAGAUUUAACACUGUUCUGAAACUUGCAAAAAAUAAACCUAGCAAAGCAGCAUGCAUACCCCAGGUUUCCUAUGCACUUUCCAGAUAUUGAUGGAAUUCAGUUGGCUCAGCGAGAAGAUUGUAGCACUCAAAAGCCUCUUGUCCAGUCAGAUGUCCAGUCCUGGUACCUGCAUUUCUGGCAAAGUGGUUUUGAGUGGCACAAUCAGUUUUUUGUUGUCUAUGAGGAGCCCAAGAGGCACUUUGAGUAGUUCCCAAAGUAUCAAUCCUUUUGAUGUGACUGAUUGGUUGAGGUGUGUUGUUUUGUUUUGUUUUUUAAUUUUUUAAUAAUUUUUUAAAUUUAAACUUGAAAAAUUGCACAGCACCUGCUUUCUGGAAAGCAUCCUCUGCCACCUUGCCUAAGGACUGGGAAAUAAUUGGAGUACAUUUUGGCCCAAGGCAAAUUGUAAGAGGUUGACUUCCAGCAUCCCAGAGCAUAAACAAGAGCUAAGCCUCAUGAAAUUUUUCCAGAGGAAUGGAUGACCUUUUGAUCCCUAAAAUUGCAAUGACUUCUUAGCCACAGAUGAUAUGGGACAGGAGUUAGAGAGGUGCUGCCAGACUGCCUGUUCCUUAGCCUGGUAUCAUGGGGGCCACUGGACCCACAGUUCCAGGAGAUUCCUAUGGGGUCUUGGAGUCUUUUGAGAACCCUGCUGUCAGAGUGGGGAGAGGUUGCAGCAGCAAAAAUUGAAGGAACCGACAGUGUCUUACAUGCCUGGGACAUCAGGGAAACCGUUGCCUGUUCUUCCACAAAGGGCUUUGCAGCUCUGCCCUUGCUAAUGUCAGGGGAUUGACAAGGAAGUCUCUGACCCUACACUGGUGGGUUUGUAACUCUUGAUCAAGCUUUUCUAAUAAUCAUGCUCUCUCUGCCCUUCAAGUAGUCUUGGUUCUGAGUACAGAGAAGGCUUCUUGUGCAUCUGUUUAAAAUGGGUGGAAUGUGGUAUGAAAAACUGAGGGGAUUUAAUAAAUGUUCAGUGGUUUGCUCUGGUACUUUGUAGUGUGGCUGAGAGCUGUGGGACUGAAACCUGUUGUAGUCAGUGCUACCACUGAUAAGGCAGUCUUACUCUCUAGAAGCUUGCCACAGCAUCACUGACUGCUGGUCCUGCCAUUUUUUCACCCACAACUGUGACUGAGCCCAGCUUCCAGAAUGGAGGGUGCUGGGCCUAUAGCUAAACAUCACUCUCCAGCUGGAAUUGGAUAGUGGCUCUGGUGUGCACGCAUUAUCUCCCUCCGCUCUCCCCCUUCCCUUUCUCUCUUCUUCCCUCUCUUUGUCCCUCCCUGUCUCUCUCUCUCUCUCUUUCUUUCUUGUCCCUCCUCCCCCCAACCCCCCAUUUGGUAUCUAGCCAAGUUGAAUAGAAUUAAAGUAGACAACAAAGCAUACACAUUUAAAACAAAUUUUCAGUGAAUUGACUAGAGAUAUGGUUACAGCCAAGGGACCUUUCACUUCUGCUGCCCGGUUUUCUUCCUGGCAACUCUCCUGAAAGAAACUUUUAAAAAAGGUAUAGAUUUCAGUUUUCAUAGAGAUGUUCUUGAUUAGAAAUCAGUAGGUCAAAAGAAUAGGCAGUGAAACGAUUUUCAGUGUUCCAUGUCACAUUGCAUCCUUGAUCCUCUGGCUUCCGCUCAGUAAGAGCUCAGACUAAAGCAGCAAGAAAUAACCACCGACUCCUUUUCCAAGCAGUAGCAUUGGAAGGGCAGCUGUCUCUUUGACUUAAGUUCAAGGUAUGGAAACUGGUAAUUUGUACACCUCAGAAAUUGGCUUAUGCCAAUCAGAAGGUGCGUGGAAAAUCCAGAUAGUGGCAGCUUGUCAGCCAUUGGACCUCUGGUGUGUUCCUUAUUCCAACAUCACCACUCCCCCCAGGGAAUACAGACACCUAAUAUGUUUAGGAGUAAAGUCUGAGGUUCCUUUUGGAAGGAGAAAUGGCUGGGGGUGUUGGGAGGGGGAUGGUCAAGAAAGAUUUAAAAAAAAUUAUGUUUCUCCCCCAGUUUCCUAAUUUUUCCAUUUUCUAAACCGAUCUGAAGCACUGGGAACCAGCAGCUGUCUCAGAAGUGGCUGGAUCAAAGUGCUGUGCAGGGGCAAAGCAGGUGGGCUAAUUAAUGUAUAGUCUUUUCUCCUUAUAAUAAUGAUGGUAUUUACAUCAAUUUAAGAAACCAUGACCUCUUACCUUCCUCUUGUCUUCAUUAUUCAAUUGGGAUCUUAUAGCUCCAGUUAGGUAAGUGGAUGCCAAGUGUAGCUGUGAGUUGGCUAAGCCAACAUGUAACCAUUGAUGUUAGUACAUCUUUUUCUCACCUGUAAGGCUCUCUGGUUGAUACAGGGUAACCAGAGCUGGGGUUUAGGGCCUUAGAGGUAAAGUUCUGAACUCUGAAAUGCAAUGAAACACUGAAACACUUUUGAAACAUAAAAAAAAUUAUCAAGCAAAGGUGGGAUUUUUGAUUGUACAUAAGUAUUCUAAUCUGUUACUUUUUUUGUAAUUUUUUUAAAUAAAAAGGUGUGGAAGUCUA